AUGACGUCCUCUGAGAAAACAACAGAGCCAGGGGAUGUUGACAAGCUGGCUCGGCAGCAACGUGUAGGGCGGUACAAAGCCUGGCUUCUUCAAAAGCGGCUGGCGGAGCUGAGUGCGCAAGUAGAGGCCGCAGUCCUAGAGGCGCGACAGCUAAUCUCAUGGAAGCAGAGUUACCAGCCUCUUAACGUGGCGGACCUCACAGACGACGACAAGCGAAUUUUGGAACACAACCACAGAAUCAGGCUUGCAGAGGUCGUGCAGAAGCAUUGCUCUACGGCGCUUAAAAGCAUAACCCAGCACAAGUGGGCCUUCCCGUUCAACAAUCCUGUGGACACGGCGCGCUUCCCCGACUAUCCCAAGAUCAUUUCUUCGCCCAUGGACUUCUCAACCAUUAAGGCGCGCCAGGACGGCGGCUACUACCGUGACCCUAAAGACUGGUGGAGUGACGUCAUGCUGGUGUUCUCAAAUGCCAAGCGGUACAACGCGCCCGGCAGCGACUGCUACCUCAUGGCGCAGACGCUGCAGGAGGUGAGCGAGGAGAAGUACGACAAGGUGAUUGCACCUCGGCUCGCGGAGGCGGAGGCGGUUACACUGCGGGAGGAGGUCCACUUGAAGAAGAAGCGCGCUGAGCUGGUCAACCAGCAGAUCAGCGAGGCGAUGGACGCGCAGUGCGCUGUGCUGUUCAACCUCAUGGCGGAGCUGCAUGCGGCCAUUCGGGAGGCCAAGUCGUUGGCUUCGUCGCUGUGUGAGCCGCUGACGCUGGAGGAGAAGCAGGCGCUGGCUGCCACAAUACAGGGCCUCCCCACAGCCCAGCUGGAAGCCAUCGUUGCCUUCGUAGCCAGCCGCCAUCCGCCCAGUGUCAGCACCUGCGAGGUGCAGCCAGGCGCCGCAGGUGGCGUCCCCAGCCGCAAGGUCCAAUUGAACUUGGGACGAUAUGAUCCAUUGCUACUGCGGCAGCUACAGCACUUGGUUAGUACCUGCACAGCGGCGAGGCAGCAGAACCAGAACCAGCAUCAGCUGCCGGGACAGCUACAGCCGCCGCAGCGGCCGCAGCAGCAGCAGCAGCAGAAAAAGGUGGCGAGUCCGCCGGUGAUGGCGGCAACCGGGCCUCGUGUAGGGUCAGCAGUAGCAGCAGCGAGCGCUGCGUCGAAUGCGGGCUCGGGGGCGGCCGCGGCGGCGGGGGUUGCUGCUGCAGCAGGAACGACGGCAGCCAGUCCGCCGGCCUCUGUCGUGCAGUCUCACGGUGUUGGCGCCGGGGGCACGGACGCGACCGCAGGGCAACAACAACAACAACAACAAGAACAACAGUUAGGAAAACCGUUGCCGCCGACAACGGCAGCAGCAGGCGCACCAGCACCAGCCGGGGCGACUGGGACUCAGCUGCCGGCUGAGCCGCAGGCCGCUGCGCCGGCGGCGGCACCAACCGCAACCCCCGUCAGCAGCACCCAACGCAAUAUCGCGGACGUGGUGACGAACGCCACCGCCAGCGGCAUCUCCGUGCGGGCGGGCAUUAAGUGGCCCGGCCUUGCUGUGGGAGCAGGUGUCCGGCCUCGUGCCCGUGCUCUGCUGUCCCUUCACCUGGACGGACCCUCGUCGGCCGGGGAGAUGCUGGCGGCCUGCCCUCUGCCUCGGCCCGUACUGCCGUUGCCAUCCCAGCGGGGACCAGGUCGCCUGGCUGGAGUCAAGCGACGAGCCGCCCAGGUGCUG
Messenger RNA from Volvox carteri f. nagariensis, 1707 nucleotides. RefSeq lists its product as uncharacterized. Gene Ontology annotation, molecular function: protein binding. The annotation marks the transcript as partial. Lineage: Eukaryota; Viridiplantae; Chlorophyta; Chlorophyceae; Chlamydomonadales; Volvocaceae. The transcript is spliced from 9 exons. The record is from RefSeq and is a predicted model, not a curated record.